Messenger RNA from Halichondria panicea, 642 nucleotides. RefSeq names its product piercer of microtubule wall 2 protein-like. Lineage: Eukaryota; Metazoa; Porifera; Demospongiae; Suberitida; Halichondriidae. Bases 152 to 469 code for a protein of 105 amino acids. The transcript has 6 exons. Gene Ontology annotation, cellular component: axonemal microtubule. The record is from RefSeq and is a predicted model, not a curated record. Gene Ontology annotation, biological process: axoneme assembly.
GUGAUCACACAUGUACACGUGGCCGGUAUAAAACUUGACUGGAAACCACUCCCAGAGCGCAGUGAAGGGGAGUGGUUUUACCCUGGUUUCCAAAGCAAUAAAGACAAACAAGUGUAGCUUUUACAGGCUGUACAUGUGAUAGAGGUCUGAAAUGAGCAGAAAUUCAAAUUCCAUAAGCGACACUCGAUCUCAUAAACUAGAGCCUCCGGCUGCUAACAAUGGCAACCCUGUGUUCACCUGUGACAAGGACUCCAUGGUCAAGGCUCAGACUACUGUUAACAGCCCCAAAACCAAGGAGCCUCUGAGCAGCUGUCAGCACCCAAUGUACUCUACCUCCUCAAACUCUUACGGACAACUGCAGGGUACAAUAGAGACCACCCCAAACAGCUUUCAUGGCAGGUCACAAGGAUUCUCAGAGCAUCUUGGACGGGCUGGAAUGUACCGAAACCAUUCACUGAACACCUCAUGACAGUAUGAACCCAACACUGACUCUCUCGUGCAUUUAUCCACUCCUCAUCUAGUCAUCUAGUCUAUGCAGUUGUAUGUAAGUAAAUACGCUGUUCUUGUUUAGUUGCUUGUGUAUACAUGUAUACAUUUUAUUCUGUUUUGCGUAAUACGUUAAUUUAAAAGUACCGCAAGUCA